Molecule: messenger RNA, 3252 nt
Organism: Gigantopelta aegis
Lineage: Eukaryota; Metazoa; Mollusca; Gastropoda; Neomphalida; Peltospiridae
Product: GTPase IMAP family member 7-like
Exons: 3
Coding region: 170-1351 (393 amino acids)
Molecular function (GO): GTP binding
Source: RefSeq, a predicted model, not a curated record
UCUGCAUGUAGGCAUUUCUAAAAAUAACUUCCGUAUUGAAUGUUGACAGUCUUUGGCAAGACAGUGAUCAUUUUGAUGUAAUCAUAUCUUUGAGAAGUUAACAAAGAACAACAAAUGUACUUUGACAACGACUUGAUGUAAUGUAUGAAUCAGAGUUCAUGACCUAAAUAUGAGAGUGGAUCCAGAUGAUUCAAUGAGUUCCAGUACGUCUGCAUCUUCUUCUACAGAUGACAGCAUGGAACAAGAUGAGUUGCGACUUAUUUUGAUUGGCAAAACAGGUUCAGGAAAAAGUUCAUCUGGCAAUACCAUUCUUGGGUCAAAAGUAUUCAAAAGUAGUUCUUUUGGAAACUCAGUAACUGAGGAAUGUAGUUUUGGUACGGUGACAAGAAAUGGGAAAUCUGUGCUGGUUAUAGACACCCCGGGUUUGUGUGGAACUGACAAGGAUGAAGAUGAGAUCAAGAAAGAGGUUGUCAAGUCUGUGUAUCUAGCAGCACCGGGGCCACAUGCUGUUAUUUACGUGUUCCCAGUCGGAGAUCGGUUCACCAAGGAAGAGCAGAAAACCGUUGAUUUGUUUUAUCAAUAUUUCGGCAGGCAGGUCAGCAGUUACUUUCUAGUAUUAUUCACUAGAAAAGAUUUCCUUGUCCGAGAUGACAUCAAUGAAAAAGAAUAUCUAUUAAACUUGCCUCCUGGUCUUGACCAGUUUGUUUUUGAAUGUGGUGGCCGUACUGUAUUUUUUGACAACUUUGCUGAGGAAACGGAAAAAGAAGGGCAGGUCCUACAACUUGUUGAAACCGUUGAAACCAUUCUGAAGGCCAAUGGACGUGGAUACUACACAUCGAAUCUGCUGAAUGAAGCUGAGAAAGAAAUGAGACAGCGUGAUGAUUUAUUCCUAAAAGAUAAUGAAGUGAACAGACAGAAAGAAGAACAGAGCAUAAAGGACAGAUACAGGGAACAUUUGGAGAAAGAAGUGGAUGCAAGAAAAAAAGCAGAAAUUGAAGACAGCAUCGAGGUUCAGCUUUCCAGCUUGCAUAAAUCUUGGGAGAAGAAAGCACGCAAUGAAUCGCGAUCACAGAUUACAAAAGGAUUGUUCCUGGGAGCUCUCUUUGGUAGUCUUCUUGGUGGUGCUGUAAUUGGGAGCUUGACGUAUGGGAAAGUGGUUGCUGCUACAGCUGCAGUUGAGGCAGCCAAAGCUGCUGCUGCUGCUGCUUCUGCUGCUGCUCAGCGAGCAAUGGAGCAGCUGGCCAAUGCACCAGCCGCAACUGUUCAGAAGACAACAAGUGAUGGAUCUGCAAUGGCAUCUAUUGCCUUACUGGCUCUUGGAGCAGUGCUGUCAGCAGUCUUGAAAGCAUAAAAUUCAGUGGGUUUUUUAGAAGACCAGUUAGUUAAAAAAAAGUGGAAUUUUGCUAUGUAUUUCAGAUUUUCUUGUAGUAACUUGCAUGUAUGCACGUACAGUUUGGUGUAGCAGGAAUGAGAUCUUUGGAACUUGAUUGAACAUGGUGUAAAUGGUUCUAUUGCCUUACUGGCUCUUGGAGCAGUGCUGUCAGCAGUCUUGAAAGCAUAAAAUUCAGUGGGUUUUUUAAAAGACCAGUUAGUUAAAUAAGUGGAAUUUUGCUAUGUAUUUCAGAUUUUCUUGUAGUAACUUGCAUGUACAGUUUGAUGUAGCAGGAAUGAGAUCUUUGGAACUUGAUUGAACAUGGUUUAAAUGGUUCUAUUGCCUUACUGGCUCUUGGAGCAGUGCUGUCAGCAGUCUUAAAAGCAUAAAAUUUAGUGGUGUUUUUAAAGACCAGUUAGUUAAAUAAGUGGAAUUUUGCUAUGUAUGUCAGAUAUUCUUGUAGUAACUUAUGUGUAUGCAUGUACAGUUUGGUGUAGCAGGAAUGAGAUCUUUGGAACUUGAUUGAACAUGGUUUAAAUGGUUUUGUGCAUUAAUCAUACUGUAUAGCAGCAUGGGUGGCAGAAUUAAUAGUAUUACAUUUAUUUGAAAUGGUGUCUGUUAAAUGUAAUUGUUGUGUUGUUAACAUUGGUCUAGUGGCCCAAAACAGACCAGACCUUUUCAUUGGAGAAUGCUUACCACUGGAAAUUUCGUAAAAUUAUAUAAACAUCAAGUAAGAGAUUUAAGUAGGAUUCCAUAUUCUAGAAAAUCUUGUGUUAGACAGAAAUACUUGACAUUGAUAGAAAGUGGAACCUUAGCUUGCAUUUCUUCUCCCAGACAAUAUAAACACAUUCUAUAUUAUAAGCACAUUUACAAGUAUUCACAUGUACUUAUAGGUUCAAAUGUAUUGUAUCAUAUGUAUAGUAAGUACGCUAUAAGCAUGUACACGUAUACACCUAUUCGUACAGGUAAACACGUUAAUGUGAUGAUUAUAUAUGUAUUUGAGUAUACAAUAUUAUAUUGUUUUGCACUCUUAUUGGAGAGUAACAACAUCGCUGUAUGAUAAUCAGGUUUGGAAUGCAAUAAUACCGGUGUGUGAUCUCUAAUUACAUCAGUUAGGAAACGAGUUCCCCCAACCAGGUGCAGUCAAAAUUUUUGUAGAACUAGAUAUCAAAGUUUGGUACACCAUUUGAAAGGUUGUUCUUUCAUACAACUAUUCUAUCAACAAUAGAACUCCUCAUCAUUUUAUGUUUACCUACAUUUGCUUAGCUACCCUCCUAAAACAUGCAUGGAUUUGACCAGACUGGUACAAAGAGCCGUCAUCAAGUUUCUCACUAAAGAAGGUGGAAAGAGCAUAUAGUUUGUGAUGAUGAUCUAUUCCAGAAUUUGAAUACAUUUUUCCUUCUUCAUACCUCAGUGGCGUAGCGUGGGUUGCCAACACCCGGGACAAGGCAAGUAUUGCGCCCCCUAACCAGUGGACCGUUAGCUCUCCCCGAGUCCCUACCUCCAGUCCAGAAUUCUGCACCCAGGGCAACGGCCCUGGUGGCUCCGCCCACGCUACGCCACUAUGACACACAUGCACCUGGUUUGUGGAUAAUGAAAGUUUGAAAUGUGCUGAUUGAUGGGUUGGUAAAAAAGAGUUGCAUUUUGCUGGCCUCAGUAGUUUGGAGGAUAACUGGGCCAAAUGAAUUGAGAUGAAGGAUGAUUGCAUUCAUAAGUAUUGUACAAACAUUUAGUUUGUCAUCACUUUUAUGCCUACCUAGUUCUACAGAAGUUUUAGCUGCCCCGCCUAUAAAUAUUGACAAAGCACGCAACUGUGAUUUAUGGGAACUGUCAUGACCUUGUAAAAUGUUAGAUUUUAUACAGAGAUGAUUUUGAAUGUC